This is a messenger RNA of Podarcis lilfordi (Lilford's wall lizard), 1649 nucleotides long. The record is from the annotation of a GenBank genome assembly. NCBI's taxonomy places the organism in Eukaryota, Metazoa, Chordata, Lepidosauria, Squamata, Lacertidae.
AUGGACACAAGUUUACAUCAACGGAUUCACACAGGGGAAAAACCUUUUCAAUGCAGGGAGUGUGGAAAGAGCUUCAGUCAGAAUGGAAACCUGAAAUUACACCAACGGACUCACACGGGUGAAAAACCAUAUGAAUGUAUGGAGUGUGGAAAGAGCUUUAGUGAUAGUGGAAGCCUUAGAACACAUCAACGGACUCACACAGGGGAGAAACCACAUAAAUGCACAGAGUGCGGAAAGAACUUCAGUCAGAGUGGAACACUUAAAAAACAUCAACAGACUCACACAGGGGAAAAACCUUUUAAUUGUAUGGAAUGUGGAAUGAGCUUCAGUCAGAAUGUGAAGCUUAGAAUACAUCAAAAGACUCACACAGGGGAGAAACCAUUUAAAUGCAUGGAGUGUGGAAAGAACUUCAGUCAGAGUGGACACUUAAGUUUACAUCAACGGAUUCACACAGGGGAAAAACCUUUUCAAUGUAUGGAGUGUGGAAAGAGCUUCAUUGAGAGUGGACUCCUCAAUAGACAUCAACGGACUCAUACAGGGGAGAAACCAUUUAAAUGUAUAGAGUGUGGAAAGAGCUUCAAUUGCAGUACAAACCUUAGAAUACAUCAACGGACUCACACAGGUGAAAAACCAUAUGAAUGUAUGGAGUGUGGAAAGAACUUUAAUAAUAGUGGAAGCCUUAGAACACAUCAGGAGACUCACACAGGGGAAAAACCUUUUAAAUGUAUGGAAUGUGGAAUGAGGUUCAGUCAGAAUGGAAAGCUUAGAACACAUCAACGGAUUCACACAGGGGAGAAACCAUUUAAAUGCAUGGAGUGUGGAAAGAGCUUCAGUCAGAAUGGAAGCCUUAAAUUACACCACCGGACUCACACAGGUGAAAAACCAUAUGAAUGUAUGGAGUGUGGAAAGAACUUUAAUAUAAUAGUGGAAGCCUUAGAAUACAUCAGGAGACUCACAUCGGUAAGAAACGAUUUAAAUGCAUCGAGUGUGGAAAAAGCUUCAGUCAGAGUGGACACUUUAGACAACAUCAACGGAUUCACACAGGGGAGAAACCAUUUAAAUGUGUGGAGUGCGGAAAGAGUUUUUGUGAGAAUGGAAAGCUGAAAUUACACCAGCAGACUCAUACGGGUGAAAAGCCAUAUGAAUGUAUGGAGUGUGGAAAGAACUUCAUUCAUAUAGGAACCCUUAGAUCACAUCAACGGACUCACACAGGGGGGAAACCAUAUGAAUGUAUGGAGUGUGGAAAGAGCUUCAGUCAGAGUGGACACCUUAGACAACAUAAACAGACUCACACAGGGGACAAACCAUUUAAAUACAUGGAGUGUGGAAAGAGCUUCAGUCAGAAUGGAAGCCUUAAAUUACACCAGCGAACUCACACUGGUGAAAAACCAUAUAAAUGUAUGGAGUGUGAAAGAGCUUCAGUCAGAGUGGACACCUUAGACAACAUCAACAUCAACACAGGGGAGAAACCAUUUAAAUGUAUGGAAUGCGAAAAGAGCUUCAGUUUCAAUGCAAAUCUUAUAACACAUCAAUGGACACACAUGGGAGAAACCAUUCAAAUGUAUGGGGUAUGGAAAGAGCGUCAGUCAGUGGACUCCUCAAUCGACAUCAACGGAUGCACACAGGGGAGAGAUCUUUUUAUUGAAUGA